This is a messenger RNA of Rhagoletis zephyria (snowberry fruit fly), 1563 nucleotides long. It is a transcript of the gene SCAR, whose product is annotated as wiskott-Aldrich syndrome protein family member 3 SCAR. Gene Ontology annotation, molecular function: Arp2/3 complex binding; protein kinase A regulatory subunit binding. Gene Ontology annotation, biological process: actin cytoskeleton organization; positive regulation of Arp2/3 complex-mediated actin nucleation. Gene Ontology annotation, cellular component: SCAR complex; cytoskeleton. Lineage: Eukaryota; Metazoa; Arthropoda; Insecta; Diptera; Tephritidae. The record is from RefSeq and is a predicted model, not a curated record.
UCAUUAUUGUUUACUGGUUGUAUUGUGGUUUUACAGCUCUAGUUAACGUGAUGAAAACGUCAGCUACGAUUGGUUUAGUGUUAUAAUAUUUUAUUGCAAGGAUUUGUACGCACCAAAUGGAUUAGAAGCUAAGUAAAUAUUUAAAAUACGAUAAAAAUGCCACUUCCAAAGCGUUCAAUCGUACCAGUCCAUGUCUCACGAUCCGCUUACCAUCAAGAUGAGCCUCAAAUCAUUGAACUGGAAACUGUGACAAAUACAUCACUUACAAAUAUUAUUCGGCAGUUGUCGUCAUUAUCAAAGCAUGCAGAAGAUAUUUUUGGUGAGCUUGCUCGAGAUGUGGGAAAUAUUAGCAGCCGAGCCAACUCUCUGCAGGCGCGAAUAGACCAUUUGUCAAUAAAAGUAACUCAAUUAGAUAGCACUAUAGAGGAUGUGCCGUUGACUGAUAUAACAAGAAAAAAAGGGUUCCGCUCAACCAAAACGUUUGAUCAAAAAAUUUUUUCUCAUUCCACAAUGCCGGCUCCCAUGUUAGAGACAUAUACGAUGUGUGACAAACCUCCACCAUUAAAUAAAUUGAAUAAUUAUCGCGACGAUGGUAAAGAUGGCCUUAAGUUCUAUACGGAUCCCAAUUACUUUUUUGAGUUAUGGCGACAAGAGAUGCUAAAGGAUACAGAGAGAGUUAUGCAUGACAAAGGAAAAAAGUUAAAUCGGCCUCGUCAAGAUGGGGCAAACAGCAACAUUAAUAUAGCAGGAGGCAAAAAACGUGUAAGGAAACCACAUAAUACCAGAGAAAAACAGCGUUUACUUGCAAUUGGGCAAGGAGAAACUUUGAUGCCCAAUAAUAUAACUUACCAAACCCCAAAUUCAAUUAUCAAUAUAGAAACCGGAUUUGGCAAUGUUGGAGUUCUUGAAUCACGUCACCAUCGUCCAAAUUCCAUUAAUUUACGUAAGGUCUGUAAUUCCGAGCAAGCCGCUGGAAAUUGUGGCGACCCUCUAACACAAUCUUGUACAACAAUUACUUCCGCCGUUGCCAACGCUAUUGGUAUUCAUUCGCCUUCUAUUGGGAAAACUGAAAAUGGAAUUUUGGCAAUACAUUCCAUGCAAUGCAUUGAGCAAGCGCAAUUGCAAGAUUUAUAUGAUGACGAAACAUUUAACGAAAAUCAGCGAUCUUAUGAACAAUUUGGUUCUGAAGGCAUUUGUGCACAGGGCAUGCUUUCGCGUACGAAAAUUCGCCCCUCCCAACCACCCCCGGAUCCACCAUCUAAUGGAAGCAGACACGUUACUCCUGUGUCUUCUAAUGCGAAUACUCCAACGCGUACGCGAAAUGGGGUAAACAAUCGCGAUAUAUUACCUCCACCGCCACCUAUACCCGAAGCGUUAAUGAAUACAUCCUCACCACCACGAUCAAUUUCUGUAAUAAAUGGAAACACUUCACUGGGCAAAAAUAUUCCUAAUAUAAAUUUGAUUAACAUACCCGAGCAACCUAAUUGGCAUGAUCUACCGCCUUCAGCACAACCAGAACAUCAGGUUAGUAUGCUUACCAACGAAUAAAUUAUCACAUGUGAA